ACAAGGUGUCUCUUCGGAAAAAAACCUGAGCCCCAGGGAGGCGGCGAGGAGCUACCGGGUUAGGGCUGGCGGGAACCGCGAGAGAGUGCGUUGGGCAGCGCUCGAGGACCAGUGGGAGCUUGGCCGCAGAGGACCCUCGAGACCUGCUUCUGAGAUCCCAGCUCCACGCUCUCCUCCCAUUUUACAGAUCCACUCCCCCCCCUCCCCGCGACUACAUCUCCCCAAAACGGAGCCUUUAUAUGAAGAGAAGGUGAGGGAGCUGGGGCAACCAGGACUUCCCCGGACACCCAAGAUGCGCUCCAUUAGGAAGAGGUGGACGAUCUGCACGAUAAGUCUGCUCCUGAUCUUUUAUAAAACAAAAGAAAUAGCAAGAACUGAGGAGCACCAGGAGACGCAACUCAUCGGAGAUGGUGAGCUGUGUUUGAGUCGAUCACUUGUCAAUAGUUCGGAUAAAAUCAUUCGAAAGGCUGGCUCUUCAGUCUUCCAGCAUUCUGUAGAAGGUUGGAAAAUCAAUUCCUCUUUGGUCCUAGAGAUAAGGAAGAACAUUCUUCGUUUCCUAGAUGCAGAACGAGAUGUCUCAGUGGUCAAGAGCAGUUUUAAGCCUGGUGAUGUCAUACACUAUGUGCUGGACAGACGCCGGACACUAAAUAUUUCUCAGGAUCUGCAUAGCCUCUUACCUGAAGUUUCACCAAUGAAAAAUCGAAGAUUUAAGACCUGUGCAGUUGUUGGAAAUUCUGGCAUUCUACUAGAUAGUGAAUGUGGAAAAGAGAUUGACAGUCACAAUUUUGUAAUAAGGUGUAAUCUAGCCCCUGUGGUGGAGUUUGCUGCAGAUGUGGGAACUAAAUCAGAUUUUAUUACCAUGAAUCCAUCAGUUGUACAAAGAGCAUUUGGAGGCUUUCGGAAUGAGAGUGACAGAGAAAAAUUUGUGCAUAGACUUUCCAUGCUGAAUGACAGUGUCCUUUGGAUCCCUGCUUUCAUGGUCAAAGGAGGAGAGAAGCACGUGGAGUGGGUUAAUGCGUUAAUCCUUAAGAAUAAACUGAAAGUGCGAACUGCCUAUCCAUCACUGAGACUUAUUCAUGCUGUCAGAGGUUACUGGCUGACAAACAAAGUUCCCAUCAAAAGACCCAGCACAGGUCUGCUCAUGUAUACCCUAGCCACAAGAUUCUGUGAUGAAAUUCACCUGUAUGGAUUCUGGCCAUUCCCUAAGGAUUUGAAUGGAAAAGCUGUCAAAUAUCAUUACUAUGAUGACUUAAAAUACAGGUACUUUUCCAAUGCAAGCCCUCAUAGAAUGCCAUUAGAAUUCAAAACAUUAAAUGUGCUACAUAAUAGAGGCGCUCUGAAACUGACAACAGGAAAGUGCAUAAAGCAAUAAAGCACAUCUGAAACAUACAAAGAGACUGAAUAUGCACUUCUUUUCUGAAGAUGCUUCCUAAGAUUUGAAAACAGGAUCCAAAACAAGGCUGGGUUUCAGCAUCCACCACUUAUCUGAAAGGUGAUAAAGGACGUUCAUGAGAAAUGCACUACCAACUGAUGAAAUACCUGCAAAGUGCUCUGAAAAUUAAGUAUUUUGACUUCAAGGGUCCUAGUAAGUGCCACUUCCACUAAGAACACAGUUUGAAUGUAUAAUCAGUAGUGUUUACAAGAUCCAACAAUGCACUCGUCAUUAGUUAAUGAAUCAAAAAUGUUCAUCACUGUUGGGCUGCCACUGCAACGCCAAGCACAUGAGAAGAGGAACCCAGGAACACAACUCAGCCCUUGGGGAAACUGAACCGCCCUGUCAGCAGAAAUCAAGAUGGAAACAGUUUGAGCAGUGAAAUCCAUAAGAUUAAACAACUCAAGUAAAUGCCUUCAGUCAGGAUUCUGAGUCUGAUCAUGAACUUUAUGUUUUUGUUUCUGUUCUUGUUUGCCUUCUGGAAUCUCUUUUGGUUUGGGUAUUGGGGCGCUUCGAAAAUCCUUCUGAGAUAAAAAUGAA
Eubalaena glacialis (North Atlantic right whale) is the source of this 1972-nucleotide messenger RNA. RefSeq names its product ST8 alpha-N-acetyl-neuraminide alpha-2,8-sialyltransferase 4 (gene ST8SIA4). NCBI's taxonomy places the organism in Eukaryota, Metazoa, Chordata, Mammalia, Artiodactyla, Balaenidae. The record is from RefSeq and is a predicted model, not a curated record. The transcript has 5 exons. Gene Ontology annotation, molecular function: alpha-N-acetylneuraminate alpha-2,8-sialyltransferase activity. The coding region runs from base 293 to 1372 and encodes 359 amino acids. Gene Ontology annotation, biological process: N-glycan processing; oligosaccharide metabolic process.